UCUUGACUUGACGGCAUUUUAUCCGAAAGUUAAUGGUUUUAAUUUUUAAGCGGCCAAUACGGAGGGAUUGUCUGCAAUCUUUCAUCUCCUUCAGCGCUGCAUCAACAAUGGCGUCUCUGUUAGCUGGAGCAGUCCCAAUGGCAGCCUCUCAAACGGCCUUGUGUUUUCCUCUAUCUCCUUCCUUGUCUCGUCCUCAAUCCCUGCUUUCUUCCUCCUCCUCCUCCUCCUCCUCCUCCCUCUCAACUUCACUCUCACUCUCCUCACCCGCCUCUUCAACACUCCCUUUCAUUUAUUGUGGAAGAGGAGACAAAAAGACUGCAAAAGGCAAACGCUUCAAUCACUCCUUUGGAAACGCGAGGCCAAAGAACAAGAAGAAAGGGAGAGGACCACCUAGGGUUGCUGUACCUCCGUCGCCCCCCAGGAAAGAUCGAUACGACGACGGCGAGGUUGUUAAGAUUGAGAUUGACGAGUCUCUAGGCUGAGCAGAUGACGGAUUUUAAUUGGUUUUCCUUUUUGUUGUGUAAUUCUGAGCUUACAUGUGGCUUUUGCAGUUACGCUCUCAUCAUCUCUCAUGCAAUUUCAUUACCUUGAUUACUUUGUUGUUGCCACUGUCUUUUUCAGCGUUCUCUAAGCUAUGGAGUAUGGACUGCAAUUUCUACUAUUUUAUUCA
This is a messenger RNA of Coffea arabica (coffee), 670 nucleotides long. Its product is annotated as small ribosomal subunit protein bTHXc-like. The record is from RefSeq and is a predicted model, not a curated record. Gene Ontology annotation, cellular component: ribosome; plastid. NCBI's taxonomy places the organism in Eukaryota, Viridiplantae, Streptophyta, Magnoliopsida, Gentianales, Rubiaceae. Gene Ontology annotation, biological process: plastid translation.